This is a messenger RNA of Selaginella moellendorffii, 1995 nucleotides long. RefSeq names its product pentatricopeptide repeat-containing protein At4g02750. Gene Ontology annotation, molecular function: RNA binding; protein binding. NCBI's taxonomy places the organism in Eukaryota, Viridiplantae, Streptophyta, Lycopodiopsida, Selaginellales, Selaginellaceae. The transcript has a single exon. The record is from RefSeq and is a predicted model, not a curated record. Gene Ontology annotation, biological process: RNA modification. Bases 1 to 1995 code for a protein of 664 amino acids.
AUGUCUACGAAUUAUGCCCACAAUGGGCAUCUAGAAAAGAUCGAGUGCGUGUGUGUGCCUGCAAAUCCAGAAGAUACCAUUUCAUGGAAUAAACUUUUAGCCGCUUAUUCUAGGAACGGGAAUAUACGAGGGGCGGAAAUUUGUUUUAAUUCCAUUCCACAUAAGAGCAUAGUAUCGUGGAACACAAUGCUCUCGGCAUAUGCCCAAGAGAGGCAUUUUCUUAAAUCGAAGCAUCUUUUUGAUGUAAUGCCGGAUCGGAAUGAGGUUUCGUGGAAUGCGAUGUUGGCGGCCUAUGCAGAAAGUGGGGAUUUAAAUGGAGCAAAGGAUAUUUUUGAUAAGAUGCCCUUUUGGAGUGUAGUUUCUUGGAACUCGUUGAUAUCGGCAUAUUCACAAAAUGACCAGUUCAGUGAGGUCAAAUCCCUUUUCGAUGGACUUCCAGAUCGGAGUGUUGUUUCAUACAACACUAUGAUUUCGGCCUAUUGUCGAAACUGUGAUGUUGAGUCAGCCAAGAUUCUCUUCGAACAAAUGCCACAAAAGAAUCUAGCAUCUUGGAACUCCAUGCUUGCAGCAUAUUUCCAGCUUGGAAACAUUCCCGCAGCAUCAGAAACCUUUGACGCAAUGCCAGAAAGGAAUCUUGUAUCUUGGAUAACAAUCCUUCAAGUAUAUACCCGUGCUGGGCAUCUAAGUGGAGCUAAACAAGUCUUCGACUCAAUGCCUCACAACACUGUUCUCGCUUGGAAUAUACUUUUGCAAGCUUACUGUGAGGCACAUGAAUCACGGGCAGUUCUCCUUUUUAGACAGAUUCCUCAAUGGGAUCUCAGGUCCUGGAAUAUACUCCUUUCAGAAUAUGCCCGAAACGGGCAUAUCUAUCAGGCUCAGGAACUGUUUGAUUCCAUGCCUGAGAGGGACAUUGUUUCAUGGGCAGCAUUGCUCCACGCAUAUUCUCAUGCGAACGAAAUAGAUACCGCCAAAAGGGUUUUUCACUCUAUGCCCCAACAUGACAUUGUCUCAUGGACUACAUUGCUAGCAGCCUUAAACGAAAAACAAGCAGAGAUCACAUUCUUUGAAAAUAUGCCCGAAUGGAACUUAAUCUGUUGGAACGUCAUGCUGGCUUCCUACGCAAGGAGUGGCAACGUGAUCAAAGCAAAGACUAUGUUUGACCGGAUGCCCAGUCAAAGCUUAGUCGCGUGUACGUCUAUGGUCACCGCAUAUUCGCAGAAUGGUGACUUAGAGAUGGCCAAAUCCAUGUAUGAUAAGAUGCCCAUACAUAAUGCCAAAGUAAAUAAUGCUUUACUUCACGCUUUUGUAAGAAGUGGAUGUAUAGAGGAAGGCAUGGCUAUGUUCAAAUCGAUGGUAGAUGUGAAUUUGGUAUCAUGGACAAUAGUUCUGGAGAUGCUCGUCGGGUCAGGGAAUCUUCUCAAGGCUCAUGGCAUUUGGGAGGAUAUGCCCGAGAAGGGCAUGUUUGCAUGGAAUAUAAUGCUGAAAGGGUAUGCCCAAGCCGGGCUAGCGAGCCAGUUCUUUGAAAAAAUGCCAAUGAAAGAUCUAGUUUCGUGGACGACGAUGGUGGUUGCGCUUGGUCACGGGAAAAGAUCGCUGGAGCUCUUCAGGAGGAUGGAGCAAGAGGGCUUGGAGCCGGAUACUACGAGCUUGUUGAGCGUUCUAGGAGCUUGUAGCCACGAAGGAAUGCUCGAACAAGGGUGCUGCUUCUUCCGGUCCAUGGAAAGCGAUUACGGGAUCACUCCUCGGCAGGAGCACUACUGCUGUUUGAUUGACAUUCUCGGGAAGUCCGGGCACACGGAGCGGGCCGAGGCUUUGAUCCAAGUGAUGCCUUGGCUGGCGGACGGAGCUUCCUGGGGGGCGUUUCUUGGAGCGUGUAGAUUGCACUCUAGAGUCACGCAAGGGAUACGAGCUGCGAGGGGACUUCACGAGGUGGAUUAUGAUGAUCCUGCCUCUCACUUGCUGGUGAUGGAUAUGAUCCUACAUUCAAAGAACUGA